UUCCCCCUUUAUCUCGCUCAAAUGCAGAUCGCAAUUCGGCGUCUGUAUAAUGAGGGCACAUUAAACCAGCGCAGAGUCACGCAGGACGAGAGGAAGAUACAUAGACGACGCAUGGAGACAGCUUCUCGUACCAAUGCCCUAUUUAAGACCCUACUAAACCUGGAAUUCGAAAGAUCAAGACCCGUUAUUACCGGUUGAUUGCCAAUUUGCGUAAGACGGGCAAACAUCUCAGAAGCAAUCGGGCAAUGUUUGAUGUCACAUCAAGGAAAUUAAUUUCUUUCUACCAGUCAGACGUAUUGCUUUUGCCAUAGUACUUGACGGACUGGGAAACGACAUCUUGGUGCAUCUUUAUUUGUAUGGAGAAUUUUGGUCAGGUCGUGAAGAAAGAAGUUGCUUUGGAUCUCGCAAGUUACGAGCAUUGAGAUACUUGAAAUUUUACCCGGUUGAAAAAAGUAAUCUGCAUGAAACUCGUGGAAAUUGUAAAUAACUGUUUUAAUGAAACGGCUACGUCAGAUUUAUGAUUACCCACAAUUGUAAGUCUCGCUGGAUUCCAUAUGGCACCAAUUUUCUGCUGAAUUUUCACUUUUUGGAAGCUCGAUUAAGGUGAACGUGCUGAUUAUUGUAGGAAACAACUUGUAGGCUUUACCAUGAUGGAUGUAUGUAGCGAACAAACCAAGGAACUCAGCGAGAGUGUGGAGAGCUUGGACAAGGAGUUCCGUGAACGAGUAGCCCGACACCGCACGGAUCGAAGGUUGAGCGUCCCUCGGAUAGGAACGGACCUGACCUUCAAGCAAGAAGAAGCUCUACGAAGGAAAAAGGAUGAAAAAGAGGAGGAAGAGGAGGAGGAGGAAGAUGAUGAAGGAGAAGGUGGAGCUGUAGGUGGUGUUGAGAUCGACGCAGAGGGCGUCACGACACCUGAACGCUGUAUAACGGUAGAAGACUGCGGGGAACUGGAACUGGAUCUGACCCGACAGUUAGUCCCAAGCAAUGAAUCGAACAAAGAGAGACUUGAGAGACUCUUCCAGGCCGGCAUUGAGAGACAGAAUCGUGGUGAUGUUACCGAUGAUAAUGACGAGGAUGAUGAGGAAACUGCUAGGAAGGCGAGAAGGGAUACAGAGUUUUUGUUGAACAUCAUGGAAUCGGAGAAGGAGAAGAAACAGAGGAGAGGGAGUUGGAAGAGUGUUUGGGAUGAUGACGAUCCAGAGGAGGAUAGCAAGAUUAAUGAGGAUAUUGAGAAUGAUACCACGAAGCGGAUACUAUGGGCAGCGGAGAAUAACGAGAUAGAGACAGCCAAAGAUUUGCUGGAUAGCACACCCACCCUCAUCGGAGUAAAGGACGAGGACGGUUACACGCCGUUGCAUCGCGCAACGUACAACGGCCACACCGCAAUGGUCGAGUUCCUUCUUGAAAGAGGUGCAGACAUGUGCGCGCAAACUACGGACGGUUGGCAACCUAUACACUGUGCUGCGCGCUGGAACAAUCCGUGCGUCGCGUCGCUACUCGUUCAAGCCGGCUGCGACGUUAACGCCAUGACGAACGGCGGACAGACGCCGUUACACUUGGCGGCGUGUAGCGCUGAGUCGGAGGAGGUGCUUAGCUUAUUACUCAUGAGUCGCUUUAUUGAUACGACGUUGAAGAACGCGGCGAGCGAAACAGCGUAUGAUAUAGCGAGAAGGACAGGGCGACUUGUGUACUUAUUUGAAGCAAAAGACCCACACAUGCUGCCUUCGACCAGCUGACCCCACCAGUCAGAGUGUACACGGUAAUUACUACUGGUAACGGACCAAGAAUGAUAUUUUAAAGGACUGUAUUGUAAAACUGAAUUGAAUUACUCUUUAUAAUAUCAGACUAAAAAUGAUUCUCUCGGAGAAAGGCAACUUGAUGAAAUAAAAUGACAUGUGGAGAAUUUCCACGCGAUGAAAGUAAUGUAGCUCGUUAAAACGUCAUGUAAAUGUGUGCGAAUUGGCCCAUGGGAUUUUAAUGGUUUUCUGAUUAAAAACAUAUUUUGUCUUCAUGUGUUUCGUUUUGGUACAGACAAUAAUUUGCAACAUUCAGAAAUAUGAUGAUAUAUUUGGCAUUCUAUCAGCUCUCCCCUGUCCCUUGUCUUUCUCUCUCCUUACCUUUAUGUUUCUUUUAGUUUUCUUGCAGCUUGUCCUCUUCUUGUUCUUUCCCCAUUUCCCUCAUUCUUUUAUCAUUCUUUUCUUCAUUUCCUUCUCUCUAUCUGAUCUUCUUUGUUUCCUUCUUCUUCCUCUUCUUCUCCAUCAUCUUUCGUUUCGUGUGGAACCCUAUAAAAAGACACACACUCGUGCCGAAAAGGGUGUUCCAUUUUACAAGUGGUUCAUAAAUAAAUAAAUAAAU
Messenger RNA from Strongylocentrotus purpuratus (purple sea urchin), 2358 nucleotides. It is a transcript of the gene ankrd49, whose product is annotated as poly [ADP-ribose] polymerase tankyrase-1-like. The transcript has a single exon. NCBI's taxonomy places the organism in Eukaryota, Metazoa, Echinodermata, Echinoidea, Camarodonta, Strongylocentrotidae. Gene Ontology annotation, molecular function: protein binding. The coding region runs from base 648 to 1739 and encodes 363 amino acids. The record is from RefSeq and is a predicted model, not a curated record.